CUUUGAACAACCAAAUCAAUGUCUGAACGGAUCUUCAUAGAGGGCGAGAGCUGCAAGUCCGCCUGGCACAAUGCAACUGCUGGGUACGAUGAUACCGACACUCACCUGGAGAUCCUGGGUAAACCGGUAAUGGAGCGAUGGGAGACUCCAUAUAUGCACAGUCUGGCUUCGGUAGCGGCCAGCAAGGGUGGCCGUGUGCUGGAGAUUGGUUUUGGCAUGGCAAUUGCAGCUACUAAGUUGGAAGAGUACAAUAUCGAGGAACACUGGAUAAUUGAAUGCAAUGAUGGUGUAUUCAAGCGGCUUCAAGAAUGGGCCACAAAGCAACCACAUAAGAUUGUGCCAUUAAAAGGGCUGUGGGAGGAUGUAGUGCCAACAUUACCCGAUGGACACUUUGAUGGGAUCCUUUAUGACACAUACCCUCUUUCCGAAGAAACAUGGCACACGCACCAGUUUAACUUUAUCAAGGGUCACGCUUAUCGGCUGCUUAAACCUGGAGGAGUCCUCACCUACUGCAACCUGACAUCUUGGGGUGAACUACUCAAGGCCAAAUACAAUGACAUAGAAAAAAUGUUCCAGGAGACUCAGAUUCCACAACUAGUGGAUGCUGGUUUUAAGUCUGAGAAUAUUAGUACUACUGUAAUGGACCUGAUACCCCCCGAGGAUUGCAGAUACUACUCCUUCAAAAAAAUGAUCACACCAACCAUUAUUAAGGUCUGAGAAACUUGAGAACCUACCUUGUUAAUAGGAACCUAGACCCUAACAGGGACAGGAAUCAAAAUUGUCACCACUGGCUAUCUACAAAAUAAUUACUGGAUUUAUCUGGACCUACCACAAUAUGAUAGACUGUUUAAGGCCAUCAGGGCAGAGUUGCAAAGUUCCAUUUUAUACAGCAAGCACUCUGCUAGCGAAUGCUUAAUAAAACCAUAUAUAUUUGGAA
Molecule: messenger RNA, 937 nt
Organism: Xenopus tropicalis (tropical clawed frog)
Lineage: Eukaryota; Metazoa; Chordata; Amphibia; Anura; Pipidae
Gene: gamt
Product: guanidinoacetate N-methyltransferase
Exons: 6
Coding region: 19-717 (232 amino acids)
Biological process (GO): creatine biosynthetic process
Molecular function (GO): guanidinoacetate N-methyltransferase activity
Source: RefSeq, marked provisional